Molecule: messenger RNA, 249 nt
Organism: Angiostrongylus costaricensis
Lineage: Eukaryota; Metazoa; Nematoda; Chromadorea; Rhabditida; Metastrongylidae
Source: the annotation of a GenBank genome assembly
AUGACGUCAGGCGGUGAGACGACCGGUGAGAAGCCAGGAAGUCUCGGGUUACGCAGGACGUCAUUGGAACCGGAUCUGACGAACACACGCACGACACGCCAUGGAGAUCGUUUCUUGCUAUGCACGUAUAAUGCCAGCACACUCUCCACAGACGCCGAACUUCACGCCCUUCUUGUAGUAGCAGAUCGCAUUAAAUUUCAUGUGAACGCAUUACCUGUAUCACUUGUAGUCCCGUUGAUCUUCGAGUGA